UUCUCUUCCUCCAUCUUCUUAUUUUGUGUCGUGGAGAACACAAAGGCCUACUGCAUCCUCUCUCUCUAUCUCUCUCUCGCUCGCUCACCAAGCUUCUUCCCAGCUCGCUUUACCAGUUCUCGAAAAAGAAUGAAAGAGUUGAUGGAGAUCAGCUGCGAUCUCGACCUUCGACUCCGUCUCAGCAGCAGCGGGAGCGAUGUCUGUCCGACCGAUUCCGGCACCGUCGGAUCCAACGGGUUAGUGGAGUUCCUGGGCAAGUCGAAGGAGUCCCAGCAGCAACAGAUCACCCUAUUCUACAAUGGUCGAAUCUGUGUCUGCAAUCUCACGGAUACCAAGGUCUGUAAUGACCUCAUCUCUUUUCUCCUCUGCAAGAGCCAUCAUCUCCAUGGCCAAGAGACAGAUGGAUGAACAACAAGCGAAGGGCUCAUCAUUCCUGCCUCGAGAUCCGCCACCAUCUCCUCACCCUCAUCCUCCGGAGCAGCUCCUGAUCAAUCCUGGGCUUGCCAUGAAGCGAUCACUGCAGCUGUUCCUUCAGAAAAGGAAGUCCAGAUUGCAUUCCCUCUCUCCCUACGCCCCUUGUCCUCUGUGAAGUCAACCUAGCAAGAACAGUAUUGCUGACGUGGUGUUUCUUACGGUGAUAGCAGUAGCAUGGAUUGUUUUCUUUCCUUUCUGAGAUUUCCCCUCAUUUCUUCAGCAAGUCAAACUUCCGGAUUGUAAAGUCAGCGUACAGAUAAAUAAAUUGUGAUAU
Molecule: messenger RNA, 748 nt
Organism: Musa acuminata AAA Group (dessert banana)
Lineage: Eukaryota; Viridiplantae; Streptophyta; Magnoliopsida; Zingiberales; Musaceae
Product: protein TIFY 5A-like
Exons: 3
Coding region: 130-408 (92 amino acids)
Biological process (GO): response to wounding; regulation of jasmonic acid mediated signaling pathway; regulation of defense response
Cellular component (GO): nucleus
Source: RefSeq, a predicted model, not a curated record